Molecule: messenger RNA, 549 nt
Organism: Phaeodactylum tricornutum CCAP 1055/1
Lineage: Eukaryota; Bacillariophyta; Bacillariophyceae; Surirellales; Neidiaceae
Exons: 1
Coding region: 1-549 (182 amino acids)
Biological process (GO): translation
Cellular component (GO): large ribosomal subunit
Molecular function (GO): structural constituent of ribosome
Source: RefSeq, a predicted model, not a curated record
AUGGGUGGGGCACAGGGAUACGCCACUUCGCUCGAGGGCAAGAAGAAUACCGUGACCAAAGUGCAGAGUCUGUUGGAUUCUUCCCAAAUGGUCUUCACAAUCCCCGCCGGAUCCAUAACUGUGGCACAGACGCAAGCGCUCCGACGCAGCAUGCCGAGCGGUACCACCGUACAGAUUGUCAAGAACAAGCUAAUGGCCCGGGCCGUCGAAGGCACGGACUACGCCGUCGCCACCAGCUUGCUCCAGGGCGCCAACGCCUGGUUCUUUAUUGAAGAAGAUAUCGGCGGUACUUUGAAAGCCUACAACGCGUUCUUGAAGAAUUUCGGCAAGCGGGAGUCGCACCCUAUUCUGGGCGGCGUGAUCGAAGGUAACACGUACGACGCUGCCGGCGUCGAAGCCAUUGGCAAAUUACCCUCCAAGCAAGAUCUGUACGCCAAGAUUGCCGGAUCGAUCAAGGCCGUUCCCACCAAGGUGGCGCGGGUUAUCAAGGCGCCAAACUCCAAGUUGGCGCGGGCCAUCAAACUCGCCACGGACGAAGUUCACAAGUAA